AUCGGCAAGGUCACUAUGCUCUACGGCCCCUGGGCAGAAGACGAAAAUAACCAACUUGUCCUGAAGAGCCAUAGACAACACGCAGAGAAACAUGGCUACUCGCUGCAUGUACUCGACCGACAGAUUAUGCAUGGAAUGUGGUCGAAGCUAUCCUACAUUCUUCACCUGGUUUUGGAGGAAAUAGGGAAGCCCGAAGAAACGCGAAUGAAGUGGCUUUUCUGGUUCGAUCUUGAUAUCAUUGUCAUGAACCCAUGCAUCCCGCUGGAGGUAUUCUUGCCACCCGAGCCCGCUUUCGAGCAUAUCAAUGUGAUCGUGACGAACGACCACAACGGUCUCAACACAGGCGCUUUCUACCUUCGAGUCAGCGAGUGGGCGGUCAAGUAUCUGAUCGACAUCAUCGCAUUGCACACGUUCAAGCCAGAGAUCAAGCUCAAGUACAGCGAUCAGUCUGCAAUGGAAGUCAUGACACUAGACAAAAAGUACCGGAACAACACCAUGUAUGUUCCGCAAAGAUGGUUCAAUGCAUAUCGAGGGCCUCGAGAUGAUCACGAAAAGCUCAUUCGUGGUGCCCAGGUUCCCGAGAGCACCAUCAAGCCGGGAGAUUUGCAACUGCAUUUUGCUGGCAAGAAAGUCAAGCAUUUGAUACCGACGUACUUGGCUCUGGCUGCGAACAACAGUAUGGGCUGGGAGAUGCCCUUGAGCAAUACGAAGCUCAAAUCUGAAGUUGCCGUCUUUUGGAAG
Molecule: messenger RNA, 741 nt
Organism: Pseudocercospora fijiensis CIRAD86
Lineage: Eukaryota; Fungi; Ascomycota; Dothideomycetes; Mycosphaerellales; Mycosphaerellaceae
Product: glycosyltransferase family 34 protein
Exons: 3
Biological process (GO): protein N-linked glycosylation
Cellular component (GO): Golgi membrane
Molecular function (GO): glycosyltransferase activity
Source: RefSeq, a predicted model, not a curated record